Betta splendens (Siamese fighting fish) is the source of this 1072-nucleotide messenger RNA. RefSeq names its product KATNB1-like protein 1. The record is from RefSeq and is a predicted model, not a curated record. Gene Ontology annotation, molecular function: microtubule binding. Lineage: Eukaryota; Metazoa; Chordata; Actinopteri; Anabantiformes; Osphronemidae. Bases 50 to 922 code for a protein of 290 amino acids. The transcript has 10 exons. Gene Ontology annotation, cellular component: nucleolus.
GCUGUGGCACCGCUGGGGCUCCCAUAGUCCUGCGAGCAGCAAUGAUCUAAUGGAUUCCAGCAAUGAAGACGACAACCAGAACCGUGGUUCUGCUCCUCAGCACGAUGCAGCCCAGUACAGAGUGGAUUAUGACUAUGACGAGUGCAACAAACAGAGACACCCAGGCAGCCGCUCAGGCAACGUCCCAUCCCGGGUUAAACGGGUGGUGUCGUGUAAGAGGAGGACCCACCAUCUGACCGUGGCCCGCAAGAAGCAGCCCGGGCCGGGGAGGACGACCGACGGUCCCAACAAGGAGAAUGAGAUGCAGGACGUGAAGCAGGAGAUUUUCAACAUGGACCCUUGGGAGUUCCCAAUAAACAUCAAUACUAACCACCAGACUGGGAAAGCUGGUUCUGAAGAGCCAGACAACCGUGCCCUCAGUGAGCUCGCCGGGGACCACAGCACCGUGGCCGACGUUCUCUUUGGACGGAGCCUGAGACUCAGAGUGGCUCUGACGCUGUGGCAGAGGAGCGUUGGGGAGCUGCUGACCUACUUCCUCAGAAUACAAGACACCGCGGUGUUUGUGGACUUUCUGCCAAUAAUAACCAAGAGCAUUGAUGAAAACUGUGCCAGAGUUACUAUCGGCUGCUGUGUCGACCUCUUGCCUUUGGUUAAACAAGUCCUCAGGAGUCCGUAUGAAGAUUACCUUACUGUUGGACUGAAGUGGAUGCAUUCAGUUCUGAACAACUGGCACGACGCGUUGAGAGCAGGCGACUGUGAUGAAUCAGCUGAAACGGCGUUGGAUAUAAACGUCGAAGCGUUUAAGCAGCAGGUAGUGGAGCUGUGGUACCAGAACCCUUCACUGGCGUCGCUGCCAGGACCUGCAGGAGACGCAGCGAAGGUCAUCGAUUCUCUUCUGUCUCAUCUCACCUGCCGACAGUGAGGAGCUCCUUUCACCUGUAGCAGUUAUUAGAAAAUAAGAAAACAAGUGUCUAUUAUUAAUAUUAUUAUUAUACCUGUAAUGACUAAUUUAUUGAGAGAGCAACUUAUUUACUGAAAUACUGGAAAGUCUUAAUAAAUUAGUUGUAUUUGA